This is a messenger RNA of Bombyx mori (domestic silkworm), 1445 nucleotides long. RefSeq names its product attacin-like. The transcript is spliced from 3 exons. Gene Ontology annotation, biological process: defense response to bacterium. Gene Ontology annotation, cellular component: extracellular region. Lineage: Eukaryota; Metazoa; Arthropoda; Insecta; Lepidoptera; Bombycidae. The record is from RefSeq and is a predicted model, not a curated record. The coding region runs from base 446 to 1090 and encodes 214 amino acids.
UGAAGUUAUCUUUGUCGUAGUGAUACAACUGUAUACGAAUACGUGUUGACUAUAUACAUAUUUCUUUAGAUAAAUUAGUAAAGUGAGUCUUUAACAAUAUACAGUGGGUUGACUGUGUGUUCAGUAUUGUUGAUGUCCAUGAGCGACAGUAGCCACUUACGAUUAGAUGACCCUUAUAUUUCGUGAUAUUAUAAUUUAAAAAACAGCGCGUGAAGCAGUGCGUCUAAUUACUACUUAUCAUCAUCCGCGAUAACCUCUGACACGUUCGGAAUUUUAUUGAGGUACUUUACCGAGUAUCUUAAGUAAUGAAGUAUUGUUUAAUCUUAUUAAGGGGAUUCCUUUGACUCCUUUAUUUGAGAACAUAUAUUGGAUUGAGACUGAUGCUGUGUCAUUCAUCAUCUGCACGUUGAGCAGUCAACAGACAAGUAAUACGACACAGGUCAAGAUGUCCAAGAGUGUAGCGUUGUUGUUGUUGUGCGCGUGCUUGGCGAGCGGUAGACACGUGCCGACACGUGCGCGGAGACAAGCCGGCAGCUUCACAGUGAACUCGGAUGGAACCUCCGGGGCCGCCCUGAAGGUCCCUCUCACCGGCAACGACAAGAACGUACUCAGCGCCAUCGGGUCCGCCGACUUCAACGACCGCCACAAGCUCAGCGCCGCCUCCGCAGGGCUCGCUCUGGACAAUAUAAACGGGCACGGGCUGAGCCUGACCGGGACCCGCAUUCCCGGCUUCGGGGAGCAGCUCGGCGUCGCAGGCAAGGUCAACUUGUUCCACAAUAACAACCACGACCUGAGCGCCAAGGCGUUCGCGAUCAGGAACUCGCCCAGCGCCAUCCCCAACGCGCCCAACUUCAACACGCUGGGCGGCGGACUGGACUACAUGUUCAAACAGAAGGUGGGCGCAUCGCUGAGCGCGGCGCACUCUGACGUCAUCAACCGGAAUGACUACUCGGCCGGCGGUAAGCUGAACCUGUUCCAAUCUCCGUCCAGCUCGCUCGACUUCAACGCCGGCUUCAAGAAGUUUGAUACGCCUUUUUACAGAUCUUCGUGGGAGCCCAAUGUAGGAUUCUCCUUCUCUAAAUUCUUCUAAAUAAUCUUGAUAAUUGGAAAUCAUCAGUAUUUCGUUAAUAUUUUUAAUAAGCUAUAAGUAUCAAAAAAUGUAUUCGAGUGUUUCAGGCAUUUUAAACAGCUGCUUCAUGACUCGAAUGAAUUUCUAGUAUUAGUUUAACGUCAUUUCCAGUAUAUCGUAGUAAGAGUAAAGAAGAGAGGGGAUAAGGAACAAGACUAUGUACAUAAAUAUGUAAGAUGUCAGUCACAAUGUGUUAGAAAAGUUAGAAUUUAUCUUGUUUAAUAUUCUUCUUCCUUUUUUAAUAUCACGUGAUCAUGUAAGCUGUAAAGUAUUCAAAACGUCACAAAUAAUAAAAUGAAAAUAAUAAAUGGUAAAA